Messenger RNA from Aphanomyces invadans, 429 nucleotides. RefSeq lists its product as hypothetical. Bases 1 to 429 code for a protein of 142 amino acids. The record is from RefSeq and is a predicted model, not a curated record. Lineage: Eukaryota; Oomycota; Saprolegniomycetes; Saprolegniales; Verrucalvaceae. The transcript is spliced from 2 exons.
AUGAGCAAGGAACACCAAGACGCACGAGACCAAUACGUCAGCAUGAUGGUACCUACCGUGUCUAUGUCUCCUCGUCGGCCUGUUGUGUACUUGGAUGAAAGUUUCAUUCAUCACCACUACGCACGUCAUGCCGACAGUCUCUUCUAUCCCGAUAGCAAGAUGACAAAGCCCAAGCACAAGGGACGCCGGUACUGUGUCAUCGCGGGCAAUCUUGACGACGGAUCGGACGCCGCACAUCUUCUGGGGCUAGACAUUUUUGUCGGUGGGAAGAAAAAUGGUAUGACUGUGAAGGACUACCAUGCUAUGUUCAACCAUGACUAUUUCGUUGAUUGGUUUGGCAAGCUCAUGGAUGAAGUUGAAAAACUUGGGUGGGCAAGCGCAGUGUUUGUGAUGGGCAACGCCAUACGGUUCAAACCAAAGUCGCCAUGA